Juglans regia (Persian walnut) is the source of this 1832-nucleotide messenger RNA. RefSeq names its product E3 ubiquitin-protein ligase At3g02290-like. The record is from RefSeq and is a predicted model, not a curated record. NCBI's taxonomy places the organism in Eukaryota, Viridiplantae, Streptophyta, Magnoliopsida, Fagales, Juglandaceae. Gene Ontology annotation, molecular function: ubiquitin-protein transferase activity. The transcript is spliced from 5 exons. The coding region runs from base 529 to 1203 and encodes 224 amino acids.
UAUAUUACUCCACCCACCGGUACAGAGAGAGAGAGAGAGAGCGCAGCUAGCUUUUGAUUCUCACAGGUUUUAUUGCUGAAAAAUCUAAGCAUGCGCACAAAAACGCACGGAACCCAUAUUUACGAUGAUUUCAGGAGUAUCUCAUCCGGUUCAAUCCACCAAAUUUCGUAGUUAAGUGCUUCUCCGUCUCUGUUUUCCUUCAAAGACGAGUAAAACGUAAUAAAGAAAACAUCUUUCUUCUCUUUUCACGCAGCUUCCUAGAGGGUAAGAAAUUAGCCAUAAGUUACCCAGCAAAACCACAAAGACAUUUGUGAUUUUUAAAUAAAAGAGGAAGGGUACUGGUUUGCAGAGGCUUAGUACUUCUGCAAGCCGAGCUUCCUUUCUCGCUCUUCAUAUAUCGAAGUACAGGUACUGCUGUAAAAGCCUCUUGUUCGUGAUGCUUGUGCAUAUGACAAUUGGUAUCUGUUGAUGAGAAUGGGGAGUUUCUGUGGAGAUCUUAAGUGAGAGAAAGAGAUUGCAGCUGGCAUAAUGGGUGCUGUCUGUUGCUGUUUGAAUUCUGAGAGUUUUGAAGAUUAUGUAAAUCCAAAUAGUUCUGUAUAUAGGAACUGUAUGUGUCUCAGUUGCUUUAUUCAGAACCUUUUAAAUGUGUACACCUCACUAUUCAGAAGAGGGGAAGUGCAUUCCCUCCCUUCGUCUAUUCAGGGGACAGCAUCUAUGACUUCUGCAGCAUCACUGGACAACACUCUAUCUGACAUGUAUCGCUCUCCUCCAAGGCCCUUGCCUUACGAUGCAGACCCCAGAUAUUUCCGCUUGCAGCGGGACGGACUAGUUUCAAGACGUGAAAAGGGCUCGAGUCAUUCACACGAGGAGACAGAACCUCUAAGAAGUGAUGUCGAUGUAGAUGCAGUAUCUUUAAAUUCGGGAGACAAAUGGAGUGAAUCUCCCUGUGAAGAUGGAUCUAAAGAAUAUCGUUCUAGGUCCUCACUUAAGCUCUCACAAGCAAAAACUAUGACUGGAGUUGGGAACAUUUAUACAUCAGAAGAUGAGGAUGUCUGUCCUACUUGUCUUGAAGAAUAUACUCAAGAGAACCCCAAGAUACUGACAAAGUGCUGUCAUCAUUUUCACCUUGGUUGCAUUUAUGAGUGGAUGGAGAGAAGUGAAAGCUGUCCAGUUUGUGGCAAGAAUGAAAAUGAUGCAAAAUGAUGUAGCUGCCUGAAUCUCUGCUCAAUCUGACUUGGAAUUCAUUGGGUUUGCUUCUUUAGGUGAUGGUAUUUGAUGAAACAACUAAUCUUGAUUGAAAGGUUUGCGUUGUGGAGGAAGCAAGCAUCGCAAGGAGAUAUUGUGCAUACCACAGAUUAAAGAGUUUGUCAUCCAUAGUAAAUAUAAAAAAUUGUUCUCAUAUCCAUUGUUGUGAAUACAUUCCGUCUCAGAUGUGCGUUGUUCACUACCCCUGGGUAACUUGGCAGUAAAUUUCCAUUUUCGUUGAUUUGGGAGAAAAGAUAGAUAAAGAAAUAAGAUUCAUUCAAACAAACGUUGAGCUACAUGAAAGGCAAUGAAUGCUGAAGACAAAGAGGCCAAGACGAGUUUCCUCAAAGUGAAUGGACCGAGGAGAAACAUCUGUACUGACUCCUGUCCGGAGUGUAUAGUUUUUGUUUACAUUUUUACUUUUUGGCAUCAAGGCGUUGUUGGUUCUAAUUAAGCUUGAAUAUUGAUUUGGCUUUAAAUACUAAAGAAACAGGCACAGGGGAAGGUAAAUUACACGGCUUAAUUUCUGUUGCUAAUUUUAGUCGCAACCACUGAAGUGAUAUGCAUAUGCUUUCUUUCUGCGUGUA